AACUGUCCCACUGCAGCUGUUGGAUGGUCAGGGCUGUCCACAUCAAACAAAAGUUGCCAGGGAACGAAUGAAAACAAUUUGCAUGUCCAGACUGCGUUAAUGCUCUAACAACAGCUUGGAUUUUUACUCUUUUUAGUGGUUGUUUUUAACAAGAUAAAAGUUCUUCAGUCUGCAGGGUUUUGGUCAUGCUUUGUGAUCCCUUCAAUCUAAAGGUUCAGUUCAUUAAUUCUGAGUGCCCAUGGGAAAGAAAACCCACAGAAAGGCUAAAACGCUCACCUUGAGAGCGGUUCAGGAUUGCGUGGACUUGACCCUGGAUGGGAGACGAAGGCUGGACCUCAGUCUUAAAGGCAUCACCGCAGUGCCAAAGUGUGUCCAGAAGUUGUUUGACAUGGAUGAACUGGACCUGAGCAGGAACUUGCUGAGAAAGAUACCUGAUUUUAUAAAACACUUUGUCAGCAUCACAGUGUUGGAUCUGCACAGCAAUUAUUUGGAGGAACUCCCUGUGAGCAUUGGACACCUCCAGGCCCUGAAGGCCUUAAACCUGUGUAACAACCGUCUCACAAGCCUGCCCAGUGAGCUCGGCCUGCUGACCAAUCUCCACAUACUGUACCUGGGACUCAACCAGCUCACAGCUCUCCCUGGCACCAUCGGCAACCUGAAGGAGCUCCAACAACUCGGCCUCUCCGACAAUCUCUUCACUUGCGUCCCCAGUUGCCUUGGAAAGCUGAAGAAACUGGAGAGGCUCAACCUAGACAGGAACCCCUUCCUAACCCAGCAGAUGCCUGGACACAAAAUGGCUGUGGCAGCAGACAGUUUUUACAUGGUCAAAGAGAGUCUUCUGUGUGAGAAAUGCCUGGAUAAGUGUCAAACUCAAAAGGAGAAGAUGGAAAACACGGACGUCUGUUGGAACUAGCAACAUCCGGGGGUGAACGCAUUCAUGCAACAUCGUGGUUAGUGAGAGGAUUAUUAAUCCAUGCUUACUUUUAUGGUGGAUGUGUUCAGUACCGGUUAGGUAAAAGUAACUUAGGUUUUAUUAAAAGCACAUUCAAGUAUGAAAUUGCAUUUAUUUACCAAUUAAAAAUUUUAAAGUGUAUUUAAGUUUGGUUUUCUAUGCAAAACAAAUAAAAAUACUUUUUAGCAAUACUGAUCAAAUUUCAGCAGAACAUUUGAUCAGUUUCAUUGAAAUCUAAUACAAGAUUUGUAUAAUAGUACAUACAGCCCACAUUUUUGUAUUAAAAAUGUUUUUUAUUGGUCUGAUGUAAUAUUCUAAUAUUAAAUUUAUUUCUCUAUUUGCUGUAAGCAGAUAGUUAUCAUAAUCAACAAAAAUAAAGGCUUGAAAACAUCA
Messenger RNA from Girardinichthys multiradiatus, 1345 nucleotides. RefSeq names its product leucine rich repeat containing 18b (gene lrrc18b). NCBI's taxonomy places the organism in Eukaryota, Metazoa, Chordata, Actinopteri, Cyprinodontiformes, Goodeidae. The transcript has 3 exons. Gene Ontology annotation, molecular function: protein binding. The record is from RefSeq and is a predicted model, not a curated record. The coding region runs from base 239 to 913 and encodes 224 amino acids.